AUGACUCUCACACUUCCAGUAUUACUCUUCGCAUCAACAUUGGUGUAUUUGGUCGUCUACAUUUACAAGGUUGUCAACAAUCCUCUGAAUGUUGUGCCCGGGCCUUGGUAUGCUCGAUUCACUGGACUUCCCGGCACCAUCGCCACGCUCCGAAGACGACAGGUACAAUACUACCACGCACUCCACCAAAGAUACGGUCCAUACGUGCGAGUAUCCCCAGGACAAGUCUUCGUAAGCGAUGUCGACGCUUUCAAGACUAUCCACAAAAUAGGCAGCCACUUCCCGAAAGCCGACUACUAUCACUACUUCGGCCCCACCGAAGCCGGCAAGCCACCGUACGGACUGUUCCAGAUGACCAACGCCCAUGAUCAUUCGCAGAGAAGGAAGCUUUUGGGGCGAGGGCUUACUGCUUCGUCACUCCGUUCCGACUGGGAGGAGAUGGUGAGGGAGAAAGUCUCCACGGCAAUCGACGGCAUGGCGAAGGACGCACAAGCUACCGGUGGCGAGGUGGACAUUCGCAAGUGGUGGAUUCUCAUGGCUUGCGACGUUGUUUCUCGCCUGAUGUUUGGAGAGUCUUUUGAUGCGUUGAAGACCGGCAAGGAAGACCCUUGGUUUGAGGAGGUGCCCUUCGCCAACACCGCGUCAUUCUCUGCUCUUUCUUUCCCUUGGCUUUACGGAGUGGCUAAGCGUUUGCCAGUAGUCGGGACACUGAGGAUGUUCAACUCACACCACGUCUUGCUCGACAAAGGCCGCGCUGCGGUUGAAAACAGCAAACAGGCCACCGGUUCUCAGGCAGCAAACUUGUUCGCCAAAGUUCUUGGCCAGGCAGAGAAGGACGAAGGGUCUCUUACAAGUGAAGACAUCUGCGUCGAGGCUGCUUCGUUCAUGAUUGCUGGCACCGACACAACUUCCAACACUCUGACGUACGGCAUAUGGGCCGUUCUGCAGCGCUCCGGGCUGCAGCAGACCCUGGAGGAGGAGCUCGCCGACGUUGGUGAAGGAUUUACCGACACUGUGCUGGAGAAACUCCCGGUUCUUCAUGCGGUGGUUGAGGAGACUCUUCGGCUCUACGGAGCAGCUCCAACACCGCUACCUCGGAUCGUCCCUGCUGGGGGCGUUCAGCUUGGAGGUUAUCACAUCCCUGCCGGCACCGACGUUGCGACGCAAUCUUGGACUCUGCAUCGAGACCCGAAGAACUUUCAUGAUCCAGAAGAAUUUGACUACUCUCGAUGGAUGCCGGAUAGACAGCUCUCCGAGGCUGCUAAAGCAGCUUUUACACCAUUUGGCGCUGGUUCUCGCGUCUGCAUUGGCAAGCAUCUGGCAUACAUGGAACUUCGAUAUGGCAUGGCUAUGUUCUUCCGUAGAUUCCGUGGUGCGCACUUGUCUCCAGCGACCACUCCCGAGAGCAUGGAGAUGGACAAUCUUGUGUUGAUCGAGCCCAAGGGGAAGGUCUGCAAAGUCAUAUUGCCAGGGUCGGUGUGA
Messenger RNA from Colletotrichum karsti, 1482 nucleotides. RefSeq lists its product as uncharacterized. Bases 1 to 1482 code for a protein of 493 amino acids. NCBI's taxonomy places the organism in Eukaryota, Fungi, Ascomycota, Sordariomycetes, Glomerellales, Glomerellaceae. The record is from RefSeq and is a predicted model, not a curated record. The transcript is spliced from 4 exons. Gene Ontology annotation, molecular function: heme binding; iron ion binding; oxidoreductase activity, acting on paired donors, with incorporation or reduction of molecular oxygen.